Messenger RNA from Colletotrichum navitas, 2694 nucleotides. RefSeq names its product fungal-specific transcription factor domain-containing protein. The coding region runs from base 468 to 2627 and encodes 719 amino acids. Lineage: Eukaryota; Fungi; Ascomycota; Sordariomycetes; Glomerellales; Glomerellaceae. Gene Ontology annotation, molecular function: DNA binding; DNA-binding transcription factor activity, RNA polymerase II-specific; zinc ion binding. Gene Ontology annotation, biological process: regulation of DNA-templated transcription; DNA-templated transcription. The transcript has 10 exons. The record is from RefSeq and is a predicted model, not a curated record.
CUCCAAACAUCAUUGAAUGAAAAUCUACUCGCCAUUACAAGCUACUAUAGAGGUCAUUUCUCAUGAUUGAUGUGGUACGGCACCAAGAUUUUCGGUUACACCAAGCACAGACGGCUCAGGAACCUUAUCAGGAGUCGGAGGGAUUCAGGACCUGCAUAAGCCGUGGCUGUUGCAUUUAAUGCACACACGACUGCAUAUAUUUAGCUUAUCGGGGCUACCCUCAUACACUGUAUAAUGUCGACUAGCAGUUACAGGGGCUCCCCAACCCCGGACCCCUCAUCUAAGGCGAGUCAUUCUUAUCGGUCCCCACACUCGAUUGACCUAGCACCAGCGCGCAUCACAUGAAGACUUUGCAAUUUGACUGAGACGAAAUCUUGCAGUCUCUCAAUGUGAUCAAGGCUUCAUCUUCAUCUUCGAGCCGUAAGAGGAAACGCCACGUCAAGUCUGAGGCAGACGAAGAAGCUGCAAUGCCUCCGCAAGCGGUGGUCAAAGCCCGGUCCGCAAACGCAUGCAAUACUUGCCGGAGACGCAAGGUGAAGUGUUCUGGGGAACAGCCUUGUAGGAAUUGUGCGCGAAACAAUCUGGACUGCGAGUUUGGCGAUGGGCGAAAGCGGUAUUCAGAAUCCUACGUAUCGGAGCUGAGAGCAACAUUGUCACGAUACGAAGAUCAAAUUAAAGAGCUCUCUAAACAGCCACGCCCAUACCCCAUACCCCAGUCAAGGCGCGUGUCCAACGCAGUAUCAAAUUCUAGUCCAACCGGCAUUGCGCCUUUUGAACCGACCGGUGAAGUGCCACCUCCAAGUUAUGCAUCCAUAGAAAGCGCGCCAGGUCCUCUCUUCGAGCAGCGUUUGAGAAGUCUUUUCCAUGAAAACAAUGGCAAAGAUCGAGAUUCGCCGGAGAAGGAUGUCCCGGAACAUUUGGAGCACGAAGACUCUAGAGACCUUCCUUUCACCCCUGAGUGGACCUCCACCAAUGAGUUGAUCAAGGGCAUUCCUCACCAGGCUUUUCCCAAGGAGGCCGAGUCCAACCGGCUUUUGGAUCUUUUCAAUUCAUACAUGGGCGUGACACAGCACUUCCUAGACCAGCGAACGUUUACGGAUAACAUGACGUUGUUGUUCCAGAGCCAGGCCUCGCGCGCCAGGCAAAUGGACACUCCGUGGUUCACUCUGUACUUGUUGGUAAUGGCAAUGGGUAAGUUGAUGGAGGAAGAUCCCCGCGAGGUCCGGGGUCCUCCGGGAGCGUUCUGGUUCGCAGAAGCGAUGAGGCGGCUUCCGCCACUGCACAGCAUCAGCGAAUACGGUAUUGUCGGUCUCGAGAUUCUCUGCCUGGCAACCACAUAUUUGCAGUGGAACGACAGGAAAAACGAUGCAUAUUUCUUCGUGGGAAUAACUGUGCGGCUUGCCCUGACAUUAGGCUGUAACCUGCCAUUCUCAGAGCAAAAAUGCCUUCCCUCAGAGAGAGCGCACCGAAUGAGAGUGUGGUGGACGGUGUAUAUGUUGGACCAACGCAUAUCCGCAGGGCUUGGACGUCCGGCUUCUGUCGAUGAUCGCCACCUUUCCUUUGAUCUUCCGGGGCCGUCGCCGGGCUUCGACUCUCCUGAGCCGCUCAACGUAAAUGUACAAAUUGCUCGCGCAACCGGCGAGAUCAUGUCUUCACUGUACAGCAGAGGUGCCUUAUCGCAAGCCGACCUCGUCCGGAAGAUGCGUAACCUUCUCCAGUCGCUCCAUGACACUGGUCGAUCUAUACCAGCAAACCUUUCCAUAAACUUCAGCAACAAGCAAUUUGAAGUCACCAGAGCCGGUGCAUCACUGUAUCUGAGGCUGUUUCAGGCCAUCAUUCUUUGCAUCAGACCUAUCUUACUGCAAAAGGUGAAGGACAAGGUUCAAAAAACAGAAAAACAGGGAUCAGUAUCGUCAGCAAUCUCUCAGCUCUGCUUACUCUGCAACGAAUCCGCCUUGAGGAUUAUUCGAAUUCUCAUGGCUAUGCAGAGGCAAGAGGAAAUCGCACCGUUCGCCUUCUUCGACCUAGAUGCGGCCUUUGCUGCUUCCUUUGUCCUGAUCAUGCGCGGGUUUGCACACAAGAACGAUAGCCAAAAACCACCGCCACAAGAACUUUUUCAAGCCAUCGACUUUAUGGAGUAUUUGUCCCAGGCCGGCAACAAUGCAGCAGCGCAGCGCCUCAAGGAUGUACGGCAGUUCUCGGCUCAUGUGUGGGCCAAUGUAGUAGCCUUCGAUAGGGAUCAUGACGUACAAAUGGGAGGAGAAUCCGGGGAAGCGCAUGGGGCGCCCCACAUGGUGAACACUCCCGGGUCAGUGUUGGCGGAACAGUCGGGGCAGCCAUCGACGUCCCAAAUGCCACUGGCCACACCGACGCCGACGUCUUCGGUGCCAUCGUGGGAGGGUGAGAUGUUUGGAGGACCUGGCGCCGAUACUUAUGGGUCGGAUACGUUGUUUGGCUUGAAUCUGGACGAGAAUCUUGAGCAGGCUUUUGGAUUGGAGGCUGCUGAGGGUAUCUAUAACAGUUUUAAUGACCCUACACUACCUCUUACAGGAGUUGAUCAGCUCGAUUGGGCCGAAUUAGAAAAGAUGAUGGCACCGGGUGGCAUGGCUCAUAGCAGUGGCAUCUAAGACAGAAUCAUAAACAACAUUAACGUAGCAACUGUACCCGCAGCACUGGAUUGAAAUAAUUCCAUAG